Corylus avellana is the source of this 1374-nucleotide messenger RNA. Its product is annotated as THO complex subunit 4A. Gene Ontology annotation, cellular component: nucleus. Gene Ontology annotation, molecular function: mRNA binding. Gene Ontology annotation, biological process: mRNA export from nucleus. The record is from RefSeq and is a predicted model, not a curated record. Lineage: Eukaryota; Viridiplantae; Streptophyta; Magnoliopsida; Fagales; Betulaceae.
GUUCGUGCCUCCAAAACACCACCAGUACUCUCCUCUGCAAAAAUCAAAAACCCCUUCACUCUGCUCCUUUUUUCUGCAAAAACCCUAACCAACCAAAUCAUCACAGUUUGCCCAAAAUGUCCAAGAAACUGGACAUGUCUCUAGACGAUGUGAUCAGGGACAGCCGGAGAUCGGGAGGGCACAAUGAUAGUUCCAGGGGCCGAGGCCGGGCCUCCUCCGGUCCCGGCCCGGACCGUCGGUUCGCUAGCCGCAACGCUCUAAGAACGGGGCCAUAUUAUGCUCCACAGCCAAUGCAAGCGAUGAAUCCGAUUUUUCAGCAACAACUGGUGAAUCCGAUUUUUCAGCAACAAAUGAUGUUGGGUGGGGGAUCGAACACAGAGGAGGGCACAAAACUGUAUAUAUCAAACUUGGAUUAUGGUGUUACUAACGAAGAUAUUCAGGUGCUUUUCUCUGAGAUCGGUGACUUGAAAAGAUAUUCAAUCCAUUAUGAUAGGAGUGGAAGGUCAAAGGGAACAGCAGAAGUUGUCUUUCUACGUCAUUCGGAUGCUGUAGCAGCUAUCAAGAGAUACAACGAAGUUCAACUUGAUGGAAAGCCAAUAAAAAUUGAGCUUGUGGGAGUGAAUUUGGUUGCUCCUGCUGUUGUGCUUCCUAGUACAAAUAGCAUAUUAGGAAAACCAAGUGGCGCCUUCACAAGUGGACAAGUAAGGUAUGGUGCUGGGAGUUGGGGUCGUGGUGGUGGUUUUGGUGGUCGUGGCGGUGGUGGUGGUGGUCGUGGCGGUAACCGUGGACCUCCUGCAAGAGGUCUCACACGAGGGAAAGAUCAUGUUGAGAAGUUAUCUGCAGAAGAUCUUGAUGCUGACUUGGAGAAAUACCGCCUUGAGGCUAUGCAAAUAAACUGAAGUCAAAUCGUAGUUGAUAUUUUUUGGUAACUAAGCUUGGCUGAUGCAUCUUUCAAGUAUGUUGGCGGUUUCUCCUGAGGUACUCUGUAUGCUUAGAUGGUGGAAAUUUCAAUUUGAAGAUACUGGUAAUAGAUAUAUGAGUAAUGGCUUUACUUUUUACUCCUUUUGAUUUAACAAUGUAGUUUAGUUUGCGAGGGAUUCCCACUUCAUAGAGUUUGUUUUUUGUCAUGCAAAAAGCUCAGGCUACUUGUGCGCAUGACCUGUCCACUAAUGUUGUCCCUUUGAAAUUAUUGUUACAUACUUCUGCUUUCUUUGGCUCCUUUUGACACUGCUUCUCUAUCAAUCCUUUGAGCAAGUGACAUUCAGCAUGUACGGUGCCAAUUAAACGGAUGAGAUCCACUCUGUUUCAAGUGAAUUAAACGGAUAUGAUUCUUUUCAUUUCAAGUGAAAUAGAAGGGAACAAUUUAUGGUUUUA